Messenger RNA from Cucumis melo (muskmelon), 1783 nucleotides. RefSeq names its product triacylglycerol lipase OBL1-like. The coding region runs from base 93 to 1421 and encodes 442 amino acids. The record is from RefSeq and is a predicted model, not a curated record. Gene Ontology annotation, molecular function: triacylglycerol lipase activity. The transcript is spliced from 5 exons. Lineage: Eukaryota; Viridiplantae; Streptophyta; Magnoliopsida; Cucurbitales; Cucurbitaceae. Gene Ontology annotation, biological process: lipid metabolic process.
UCAUAAGAAAAGUUCUCUAAAUUCGAUCAGUUUGGUUAUUGUUUAUUUCUCCACCAAUUUUUUUCAUUACUAAAAUCAAAAGAGAGGAACAAAUGGGUUCAAAUGAUUAUUUGAAACUGAAACCUGAGAGUGCAACGUUCUUAAACCUGUUUUUAUUUACACUUUCUUUCAAUUUUGUAGACAUCAGAACAUUGGCGGAUUGUCCUGCAGGUAAAGAACGUUCUUAUCAAAGCUUUGGAGAUCGAUGGAUUAUUGUUUCCUCCAUUCUUCUCCAGAAACUCCUUCUCGCCAUAGCCAAUCACCUCCAAACCUUUAAAAUCAUUCGAGCAAAGAUUUUUGGAGUACCUCAAGAAACUUACGGAGGGAAAGUGAAAUGUGGAGACUGGAGAAUAGAAGUUGGGAAGAAUAACUUAAAAUUGGGAGACGAUAAUGGAUUCAGAUAUUAUGGUGGCCUAACCAUGAUGGCUUCCACGUUGGCUUACGAAUCUCCUUCUGUCAUUCAGACCGUAGUAAAUAACUGCUGGAAGAUGAACCUGCUAAAAUGCUAUGACUUUUGGAAUGACUUUCAAGGAAAACCAACAACACAAGCAUUUGCAUUUCAAAACACAGCAAAUGAUCCAAAUGUAAUAGUAGUGGCAUUCAGGGGCAGUUCAGAAUUAGGAGAUUGGUUAGUAGAUUUCAAUGUGUCAUGGUACAAUAUCGAAGGCAUUGGCCACAUCCACUACGGUUUCAUGCAAGCUCUCGGCCUUCAAAACGACGGUAUUGAUUGGCCAAAGGAGCUUCCUUCUCGCCCUGACAAUCAUCAAUUUGCUUACUACACCCUUCGCCAAGUCCUUAGAGACGUUGUCAAAGCAAAUGAUAAGGCAAGGUUCAUCAUCACUGGCCACAGCCUCGGCGGUGCCCUCGCCACUCUCUUCGUUACCAUUCUCGCCUUCCAUGGCGAAUCUGCAUUGCUAAAAAGGCUGCAGGCCGUUUACACCUUUGGCCAACCUAGAGCCGGUGACCGAAAUUUUGCUCAAUUCAUGAAUAAUCUUACUAAAAAUUAUGGUUUCUGUUAUUACAGAUAUGUUUACUCCUUUGACAUGGUUGCUAGAGUUCCUUUCGACUUUAAAAAUUCAUGGUACAAACACUUCGGUGAAUGCGUCUACUACAACUCAUGCUACAAAGGCAAGUUUUUGGAGGCUGAACCAAACCCCAACUACUUCUUUGAGAUAUUGUUGAUACCUCGCAAGUACUUGACUGCAUGGUGGGAGCUUUUAAGAAGUUUAGUAAUCCCACCCUUCAAGGGUGAGGGUUUCAACACUUUAAUGGUUAGACUGUUUGGGUUGCUUCUUCCUGGAGCAUCAGCUCACUUGACUCAGAACUAUAUUAACUCGACUCGUUACGGAAAAAUACAACUACCCUUAGAAAUCAAACCCUAAUUUUGUAAGACAUUAGAGGUCGUUCGACUAGCUACAACAUGGAGAAGAUGAUCAUCAACAGUAUCAAAUAUAUAAUGUAUUUGUUAUGUGUGUCCUUUAUAUUAUGUAAGUAAGAUAUGUGUGUUGUUUGUUAAUUAAUGUGUUUAUUUGGGAGUGGUUUGCUCUCAUAGUUAGUUUUAGUGAGUUCUAGGGUUUGUUGAAGUCAGGAAUUAUGAAAUAUUUCCAUUUUAGAAACGUGGGUUUGGUAGAAAUUUGGGUCUAUAAAAACUUGUGUAAACCCUAGGUCUAUGAAACCUUUGGUUUAUACCACUACGACCUAUGUGAUCGACUACUUCUAAAUAAAGUUUGCUUCUACUUCUAUA